AUGACGAAUCCAUUACCGAAGACUGGAAUAAAAAAAGAACGAACGCUAGCUGGAUAUAUAUCAAAUGUAUUAAUGAAAGAACUUGCAGAUGCAAAAAAGCGUGAGAGAGUUACUGACUCAUUUGUCAACUAUCUUUUAGGAAUUCUAGAAUUUAAUGACUAUCCGUUUUCCCUGAAACUGAAGGCAGAUUAUAAUUUCAGGGUACAUAAUAAAGCUGUGAAUUCGGAAACUGACUUUUCUAUAUGGAAGGAUCAUCAUCUAUUUGUGAUAAUUGAUGAAGACAAGCACAUACUGUACAUAACGUUUACAGAAAUACUCGGUGGGGGCGAAUACCAAAUAGCUGGUGAAUUGUUAGCUGCGGCAUGUGCUACAAUUGACUUUGAUUAUCUCGAUAGUUUUUCUGAGGGAUUUCCGACUGAUGAAAUGAAUAUAUUCGGGUAUCCAACGUGA
Messenger RNA from Diversispora eburnea, 450 nucleotides. The record is from the annotation of a GenBank genome assembly. NCBI's taxonomy places the organism in Eukaryota, Fungi, Glomeromycota, Glomeromycetes, Diversisporales, Diversisporaceae.